AUGCUCGCUUUUGUUGUCGCCGCCGCACUCCUCGCCGGCUCCCAGCUCGUCCGCGCCGAACCCGUCCCCACCGCGCCCGGUCCCGGCGACGUCUUCACCCAGGGCGGCAAGUGCUCGUUCAGCUGGACACCUGACACGACCGGCACGUGGAAGACGAUGAACGUCGAGCUCAUGACCGGCGGGAACCUUGGUAUGGUCCACCUCACAACUGUCGCUACGCUUGAUGGCACUGACCCUGCUACGACGUCGUACGAAUAUGACUGCCCCGAGGUGUCGCCCAACUCCGCGAUCUACUUCUACCAGUUCAGCACGCCCGCCGCGCCAAAGAACCUGACCUGGACGACCCGCUUCACGAUCGCCGCAGCGGACGGCACCACCGCCACCCCGACCGAGUCCGACACCUCCCAGGUCACGACGACGAUCCUCUUCGGCACCGGCUCGCUCGUCGACGCCGCCGCCGCGACCGCCGCGCCGGGCUACCUCAACGGCGCCACGGCGGCGACGACGACGACGACGACCCCGGGCAGCACGGCGGCGACGACGACGGCGACGUCGGCGGGCUCAAAGAUCACCACGUCGCACUCGUCCGCGCCCGCGGCGCCGACGAGCGCGAAGCCGAGCACGACCUCGAACACCACAAGCUCGGCGGACAACAGCGGCGCGAUCGGCGCGGGGGCGGACGGCCUCCUCGCGAGCGCGGGUGCCGCGCUCGUCGUCGCUGCUCUCGCGUUCUCGGCCUCCUCUGAUCGCCGCAACUUGGUCGUUCAUGCCCAUUGA
This is a messenger RNA of Epithele typhae, 777 nucleotides long. RefSeq lists its product as uncharacterized. The transcript has 4 exons. Bases 1 to 777 code for a protein of 258 amino acids. NCBI's taxonomy places the organism in Eukaryota, Fungi, Basidiomycota, Agaricomycetes, Polyporales, Epitheliaceae. The record is from RefSeq and is a predicted model, not a curated record.